CUGGCAGUGUUGCGGCAGAGCUGAGGAGGAGGAGUUUGCUGGGAUCACUUCCACUCAGAGGACGUUAGCUCAGGACGUACAGGCUUGAUUUAGGAGGGGUUCCGUUAUGUAGCGGACUGGUUUAGAGGCCGAGGACCUCCUCAUAUGGAUUUGCGUGUUUUGUAGAAUAACGUCUGAAUGAUGCGAUCGCCGUGUUUUCACACUCUGGCCUUGUUUUUUCCCUUUGUCCUCUGAUCAGUCUGCCGGUCCCCCGCUGUGGCAUCAAACCCACCGACCUCAAAAUGUGGUUCAAAGGAGAUUUGGAGGAUGGAUACGAGUCUAAUAAAACAGGCUCCAGUGGUGGUGGCUCUCCAGGAUGGGUCCCUGGCACCGAAUCAGCCUGGCACAGCAACCCCCCUGGCCCUGGGAGCAGUAUCUUUGGUGGGCGCCGACACAGCACAGUAUCUGACAGUGGUGACACUGGCAUUGGCACUUACUACUCUGACAGUGUGGAAGACGACUCCAGCUCCAGUACCACUCCUUUGUCUUUCCAGCCACUGUCCCAGCAUCACUUGGGCCAGGAUGAUGAUGGCAUCCCCACUGUCCACGUCAUGCCAUCCCCAUCCUCCUCACCCAACACCAGUUUCAGAAUACCUUGCUCACCCAGCAGCUCAGGUAAGUGGAGCAGGUCCUGCCAGCUGCUUACGCCAGCCAUGUCUCCCCUGGGUGCACCGAGCUGUCUAGACAUGAAAGACCAUCAGCCCAUCCGGAGGUGGUCCUCUCUCACCAAGUUGUCCUCUGGAGCUGAAAAGAGCUCCACUAGAACAUCAGGCUAUCAAUACAACUCAGAUUCACAAGGCUCCCUGGACAGAGGUCUGCUCUAUGGGUAUAGAAAGGAACCUCUUGGUUCAAAUGUGGACCUUUAUCUACCUUUAUCCUCAUCCUUGCUCUGCCAUAGCUUGCUGCAGCGCUCGCCUGGCGCUGGCCCCUGCUACCGCUACAACCACAGCAGUAGAUCCACCGGCUUGGACGCAGGCCGGUCUCUUUCCUCAGCUCUGUCCUCACCAGUAAGACACAACACUUUGGACAUGAACUAUAGUGCUUUACCAGAAGCUAAGCUGGGCCGGGGAGGGGGACAGGUUUAUGGCCUAAGUUUACCCAAACAAGCGGACUCAACACUGGGUCACCAGACUGACAGAGGCUCCCCGAUCCAGCCUGCAGUUCGCACCCAGAUGUGGCUGACGGAGCAGAUGGAGUAUAGACCCAAAGCCGAGCGUGGAAGUGAACCUGGUCAAAUCAGUGGUAUGGGAACAGAGGGCUGUGGUGGAGAUGGGCCUUCGUCAUGGCAACAGGGACAUCAGCAGGAACCAGGGCUUAACCAGAUGCUGACUGGGACCUCCCUUCCUGUCAACACACUGGUGAAGGUUAAAGAGGGGCUGCUGAGACAGAGAGAACUGGAGAUAGAUAGGCAGAAGCAGCAGAUCCUGCAGCUCCAUGCGCGGAUCAGAGAGAAUGAGCUCAGAGCACAGCAGGUCCUGCAGAGCCAGAGAAGCUGGUUUGACGAUCCCCACAUCCUAAAUACCAAGGAGUCAGCGAUGAGGACGCCGUGCAAGCAGCCAUCUGAUAGGCUGUGCUGUGAUGAGGAACUCGGCAGGAAGCUGGCGGUGGCUGAACUGGAAGUGCUCCAUAUGAACGAGUUAUUCAAGCAAGUCACAAAUAAAUACACAGAGGACAUCAGAAAACUGGAGGAGAAGAUAAAGACGAGGGAUCGCUACAUCAGUAGUCUGAAGAAGAAGUGUCAGAGAGAGAGCGAGCAGAGCCAAGAAAAACAGCAGCGCAUAGAGACUCUGGAGAAAUACCUCUCUGACCUGCCAACACUGGAUGAGGUGCAGGCCCAGGCCCAGCAGCAGGAGGAGGUCCAGCAGAAAGCAAAGAACCUGGAGAAGAGGGUGUGUCAGCUGCAGAGGAGCCUGGAGGAAGGAUGUGCUCUGAUGAAGGAGAAGGACAUCAAGAUCGAGAUGCAGAGCAGGAGAGAGAAGGAGCUGAUUGCAUCUGUGCACAGCCUGCAGCAGAAGGUGCAGAAGUGUCUGGAUGACGGGGUGAGGUUGCCUGUGCAGGACCUGAAGCGGCUCGAGGUGGAAAACAUUCAACUUCUGGAGCAGCAAGACCACAGCAGCAGGCUGAUCGAGCAUCAGAGAGAACAGAUUGAGAGGCUGACCCUGCAACUAACGGCCACCAGUACAAGACUGCAGAAGAAAAGACGACAGCAGGAGGAGAGCCCGGCCCCCCCAUCCAGAGCCCUACCACAGCCACGGCAGGUAGAUGAAGGCUUGUUGGUGCAUCCUCUAUCCCACCUGGAGAUGCCAGAAGUGGGCCGGCUGCUGAAAGAGAUGUCCCUGUGUCUUCUGGACCUCCAGGCGCUCUGCAACAUCCUGGCUCAGAGAGCACAAGGGAAAGAGCCCAACCUAUCUCUGCUGCUGGGCAUGAAAUCGUUGAGUGUGUCAGCGGAGGAGAGUGACUGCAGAGCGGUUGUCGAGGAAGAGCUGAGGGUCAAGCUGCUGGAGGUCGGCCAGCUGAGGAGAGACAUCGAUGAGCUGAGGAAGAGCAUCUCAGACCGCUACGCCCAGUACAUGGGUGACAGCUGUGUCUCCCAAUGACACCCAGCACUGCUCUAACCCAAUAUGUGUUUGAACUGUUUUAUUUCUCAGUACUUCAUAGAUAACCACAUAAAGUACUAUAUUAAUCAUGAGAAUUAUAAGGUUCAUUAUAAGGUCACCAUCAUGGAUGAUGGAAGAUGUUGUGUGAGCAGUCAUGUUGUUGUAUAGAGUGGCUGGCCUUCACAUUUGUUGUGGACUCAGUGGGACUGAGUGAGCUGCAGCCUACAGUUCUGUCUUGGACCAGUAGUCUGCAUCACACCACUGCAAACAACAUUUACAUUAGACUCAUGACUCAGCAGUUAACGUAGACCAGAAGAACUGACCUGGAGAAAGAAGGAUGACGAGACAGCACAGCUGGACACUCAUGAGAUGUGGGUGACGAACUUGUCUGACAGAAGCUCAGUGCAGCAGAUAACUGUAAUAAUCUUUAAAAUGUGGAUACAAGGACCAAAAUUUGUACGUUUAUUCCUCUGGGUCAUUCAUUUGAAAAAUCCCAUUAGCCACUUGAAAUUUCAAAAUUUCCACCAUUUUCCAAGAUGGCUGCCAUUUUCAGCAUAGAAACACGUUUUAACACAAAAUUUUACCCACAAGACAGAUUUCAGUGAUUUCACAAUUUUAUCUUAUGUUUUUGAUUCUGAUUACGUCAAAUGCAUUUGCAAUUUCUAAUAUGUGAAAAAUUAAUAAAACACAAUGUAAUUACAAACAAUCUAUUAUGAAUCAUGAGCAAGCUAGCAAGCUAGUUCACAAGUUAGCAGUUAGCAAAUAGUCCUGACAUAUCACCUAACACUGUCACAUUCAGAGAGCAAACAGUUGAUAAUGUUAGGCAUGAUUUGACCAUGAUAAUACUAGGCAACAUUUAGAGCUUACUACAAACAUCAUCACCAAAAGAGAAACGUCCUAAUAUCUCAAUAUGAAAGAACCAUUUUAUGAUGUUCUCAUUUAAAAGAAAAAUAUCCUGCAAAAUGAAUCCAAAUUUUUUGUGAAAAGAAAAUCUCUUUAUUUUUAAAUGUAUAAAUUAUCACAAAGUCGUGAUUUUAUUAGGAAAUGUAUUUUGUGAGUUUGUACUCGUAUGCAAGUUUAAUUUUUUACAGUGAACUAAAUUUCACCUGCGUUGUAGUAAUGUACGAUUUGACACCUACGUUAUUCAUAUGAGAAAAUGUGGAUGAAAUUAUUGCAAAAAAUAACAUUUUCUUGCGGCCAUCUUGAAUUUUGAAGUGGCUUAGGGUUUUUAUCAAAAGAGUAAUACCCAGGGAGGAUUUGUGCCAGGUUUAUCAUUUGUAUCCACAUUUGAAAGAUUUUUCUGAAAUAUGCAGUUAUCUGCUGAGCUAACUGGAAAAGAUUUGUCUUAAUUAAGGGAAUGAACUUCACAGGAACACUGGACAGAUACCAGUAGUAGACCUCAUCACAGCCACAGCCACAGAAUCAGAAACAAUAACUUGGUAGAUACAGAGGUGGAGUAGCCCAGGUUGAAGGUAUCAAUCGCCCUCACCAGUGUGAAAGCACACCUUCCAACCUCACCAUCCAAGACAGGAAACCACUGACAUCGCUCCAAAGAGACCGGCAUCACCAUCCUGCUGGCUGAUAAAGGAACACGCACAGUGGUGGUUGUCAAGGCGACCAGCAGCCGAGGAGAGUAGUGAACUGCCUUAACCAACUGGAAAAGGACCAUCUGCGUGCUGCUCGACCAGUUUCAUGGCUUUCACAGUAAACCAAGUGUACCAGACUCUCCUGGACAACAGCUGUGGAUGUGGAGGAGUCGACACAACUGAAGGAAACAGAACUAAUCUGACUGAACACACGUUUAUAACUGCAAUGACUGAGUGUCAUGUGAUGAACCCAAAAAGAAUCAGUUUCUGAUUCUGCCAUAUGUGUAAAUAAGCACCUGCUUGCUAACAGAGUCACCAUAACAACAGGUGGUAUGUCAGUGUUAUAUUCACAGCCUAUUGGGCUGUAAUGGUUUAAAUAAUACUACAGGUUACAGGAGAAAGCCUUCACAUAUUCAGAUUGAUUCAGAUGGGUACUGUAAUAAAUAUGCAUAACAAUGUGAAAAAACUAUAAGGCAAACUGUGGAAGCACAUAUUCAGACUGACAUCAACCUCAAACAUCCACCCUCUCUCUACUUAAUGAGACUGAAAUGGAUAGCAGACUUCUAGAUGUUAGAAACUCUUAUCUCUGUGAUUGAAAAUGUCUUAAUGAGCAAUAUCAGCUGUGCUAUUAACGUGAAGGCACCCGCAGAUGAAUAUGGGCAGAUAGAUAAUUCACUAAUAAUUUCAUCAGGUGAUGUUCAGCUGUUUUAUUUGUACAGGCAAGAAAUUUCUCUGGCAUCAUAUCAUGUUAUUUAUCAUUUGUCACUUUUGAAGAGCAUAUUGUUUCCUUUAGCCUUGAGUGCAGUGAAGCUUGCAGCCAAAGAGUCUGACAGAGCAGACUGAAACGGGAGAUGCACUUUUUGGUAGAUUUUGUCUUAUAUGCCACCAGACAUGUUGUAGAAUAAAUGAAUUCCAAGCUGGAGCUAUCAGAGAGCUAACUGUCAAACAUUUAGUCUGCAUGAUUGAACAGGUUUGUAACAUUUAGGUGCUCUGUGUGAGUUCUCUGUGUUCAUUCCACCUCUGGCUGAUCUGACAAGCCACUGGCUGGCUUGUUCCUCUGUAUAAGAAAUUAUUCUCUGAUAUUCUUUCAGUUUUACUGCCAAAAUCUAUGAAUGCCAAAGGUAUCUUUAUUUACAGCAAUGUUCCUCAAUAAGGUUUUUGUCCAUAUGGAGGUUUGAUCAUAUUUGUUCACAUAGCAAAUAAAAUUAUUUUUUUAAAGAA
This is a messenger RNA of Seriola dumerili (greater amberjack), 5443 nucleotides long. It is a transcript of the gene cep85l, whose product is annotated as centrosomal protein 85 like. Gene Ontology annotation, cellular component: centrosome. The record is from RefSeq and is a predicted model, not a curated record. Bases 282 to 2636 code for a protein of 784 amino acids. The transcript has 13 exons. NCBI's taxonomy places the organism in Eukaryota, Metazoa, Chordata, Actinopteri, Carangiformes, Carangidae.